Messenger RNA from Doryrhamphus excisus (bluestripe pipefish), 6766 nucleotides. It is a transcript of the gene chrm2a, whose product is annotated as cholinergic receptor, muscarinic 2a. Gene Ontology annotation, biological process: adenylate cyclase-inhibiting G protein-coupled acetylcholine receptor signaling pathway; regulation of heart contraction; G protein-coupled receptor signaling pathway, coupled to cyclic nucleotide second messenger. The record is from RefSeq and is a predicted model, not a curated record. NCBI's taxonomy places the organism in Eukaryota, Metazoa, Chordata, Actinopteri, Syngnathiformes, Syngnathidae. Gene Ontology annotation, cellular component: synapse; plasma membrane; dendrite. Gene Ontology annotation, molecular function: G protein-coupled serotonin receptor activity; G protein-coupled acetylcholine receptor activity.
UCUCCUCCACUUUCUUGUGCGCAGCCAAAGCAAGGCGCCGCUCGCCUCCACAAGCAUGCUGCCUUCACGGCGCGAUGAAGCGGACCAGAGGAGGAGGAGGACGACGGCAGCGGCAGCAGCACCAGCAGCAGCAGCGGCAGCAGCGGCAGCGUGACGCCGCCAGGAGGACGUGACGGCAUGGGAGAAGCGGCCGAGGCUAGCAAGCAUGAAGCUGGAGGAGGACACGCCCCCUGCUACCUGAGUUCCAGUUUGCCAUGCGGGACGCUGAACCCCUGCCGGACCUAGGCGCGGCUGCGAGACGUUAACCAGCGAGAGCGAGGAGAUCAUCUCAGGUUCGGCGUGAGUAGGAGGCGUCGCCAACCAGGAGCAGAUGCCAUGGAUGCAUUCAACUUCACGUACUGGAACGCCUCGGACGGCAACGACACCGACGCCGCGGAGGAGAGCGAGAGCGCCUACAAGACGGUGGAGGUGGUGUUCAUCGUGUUGGUGGCCGGGUCCCUCAGUCUGGUCACUGUGAUCGGAAACAUCCUGGUCAUGCUGUCCAUCAAAGUCAACAGGAACUUGCAGACGGUCAACAAUUAUUUUCUCUUCAGUCUGGCGUGCGCCGACUUAAUUAUUGGACUGUGUUCCAUGAACUUGUACACGGUCUACAUCGUCAUCGGGUACUGGCCUCUGGGCCCGGUGGUCUGUGACCUGUGGCUGGCACUGGACUACGUGGUCAGCAACGCGUCCGUUAUGAACCUUCUCAUCAUAAGCUUCGACAGAUACUUCUGCGUCACGAAGCCGCUCAGCUACCCGGUCAAGAGGACCACCAAAAUGGCGGGGAUGAUGAUCGCCGCCGCCUGGGUGCUGUCUUUCAUCCUGUGGGCGCCCGCCAUCCUCUUUUGGCAGUUCAUCGUGGGUGGGCGGACAGUGCCUGAGAAGGAGUGCUACAUUCAGUUCUUCUCCAACGCCGCCGUCACGUUCGGCACGGCCAUCGCCGCUUUCUACUUGCCCGUCAUCAUCAUGAUUCAGCUCUACUGGCAGAUCUCCAGGGCGAGCAAGAGCCGCGUGAAGAAGGAGAACCGAAAACCGUCGGGAGGCAACGCCGAGCCCCUGUCGCCCGCUCAACGGACACCCAACAACAACAACAUACCCGGCGAGAACGUCGGUUGCUCCCAGACCCGGAACGCCGACGAUACCGUAAACCAACACGACGGCCGCAUGCAGAACGGAAAAGCUCCGACUUCGACUACGAAUGACGCCGAAACCGAAGGCGACGACGCAACAAGGGACGUCUGCGCUCCCGGAGAAGAGAAGGAAAGCUCCAAUGAUUCCACUUCGGGCAGCGUUGCCGCGUCCAACACGAAGGACGAAGAAGCGGCGCCCUCUGCGGCCAACUCCAGCGCCGACACCAACCAGUCUCUUCCUCGCCAGCGCGCCAAGGCGGGCGGUUCCAAGCUAACCUGCAUCAAAAUCAAGGCUAAAUCCCCCAAAGGUGACUGCUACACGCCUUCCAACGCCACCGUGGAAAUAGUCCCCGCGUCUGAGCGGCAGAACCACGUGGCCCGCAAGAUCGUCAAGAUGACCAAGCAGCCGCCCAACAAGAAGAAGAAAGCGGCGCCGUCGCGGGAGAAGAAAGUGACGCGCACCAUCAUGGCGAUCCUGGUGGCGUUCGUGGCCACGUGGACGCCGUACAACGUCAUGGUCCUCAUCAACACCUUCUGCUCCAGCUGCGUCCCCAGCACGGUGUGGACGCUGGGGUACUGGCUUUGCUACAUCAACAGCACCAUCAACCCCGCCUGCUACGCCCUCUGCAACGUCACCUUCAAGAAGACCUUCAAGCACCUCCUGCUGUGCCAGUACAAGAACAUUCGCUCGGCCAGAUAGAGAUGUGUGUGCGUGUUGUGUGAAUGGCCGUUCUAUCCGCCGCGCAUCAGUUAGCCGGGACUCCAAAGGAGCAGCUAGCGCACCACGACAACUUCACACUGGGACAAUAGGGCUGCCUGAAUUGAAAUACUUCGUAACGGGUAUUCGGUUCAGUGACAAUACUUGUCGAUAAGUGUACAAAGUACUCUUUGUGUUCCACGCUACAUCACAGCGCACCCCUGACCGCACGGACGACAUUAAAACUGGUUUUCAUCCUCAUUAGGUCGAUUCUAGCUAGCUAGCUGCAAUGAGGCCGCUUUUAGGUCCCCCAUUACGGAGGAAAAACUUCCUUCCUCGUGGACUUGACCCGCCUGUAGCUAGAAACCGAAACCGAAACUCGUCCUUGAAACCGAAACCGAGUCUGUCCGGUUGACAGACUGGCCUUUUCGCUCAACGGCUAGCUCUCUCACCCCUCGUUCGUUCUGCGGAUUUUGAUUGGAACCGAGGUCCAAACGCUGGGGUGGUUGAACCGGGUGGGUUACACUGACCCUGAUCAAAGUGCGGUUUUGGUGGCAGUGGCUAUGCGGAUCUAAACCUUUGAGUGGCGCUUUUUAUUGUCGUUUUGCAGACCUCGGUUCGAACCCGAAAAGAAGCGUUGGACUGGUUGAAAUCGGCGGGUUACAAGUGUAAAAAAAAAGGAGGCUUCACUACACGUCUUAAAACAAGGUCAUCAGUCUGUAUUGUUUGAUCAUUUUGCUUUUUUCAGCAAACAGGCUAUCCUUGCAUUAGCUUGCCGUCGUCACGAUCAUGUUAGCACUGUAGCUCGCAUAGCUAUGCUAGCAUUGCUAACGUUUAUGUCCUCCUGUCCCUGUCCAUCAUGUUACAUCGUCCGACGUCAUGUAUGGCAUCUAUGAUGUUGGAGCUAGCUCUCUCACCCCUCGGACUUUGGUUGGAACCCGGGUCCAAACGCUGGGGUGGUUGAACCGGGUGGGUUCCACUGACCCCGAUCAAAGUCCGAGUGGCGCUUUUGACAGUCGUUCUGCAGGCUUCGAUUCAAACCCGAGGAGAAGCGUUGGACUGGUUGAAACCGGCGGGUUAAAAGUGUAAACAAAAGGAGGCUUCACUACACGUCUUAAAACAAGGUCAUCAGUCUGUAUGUUUGAUCAUUUUGGGUUUUUUUCAUCAAACAAGCUAACCUUGCAUUAGCUUGCCGUUGUGACGAUCACGUUAGCUUUGUAGCUCACAUAGCUAUGCUAGUAUUGCUAACGUUUGUGUCCUCCAUCGUCCUACGUCAUGUAUGGCAUUUAUGAUGUCGGACAAGUGCAGAGGUACAGGGUGUCUGCAAAAGGUGGAUCGAGUACCCAACAGACAUUAGCAUCAUUAGCAUCAUUAGCGUUAAGACUAAACACACAAGUCAGACUCAUAGGAAUAAACUACAAAACGGGACCUUUAACGUUCAAGGUCAUGGUUCUCCAUGUUUUUUCUCAAUGUUUCAAUUUUCGGCGCAUGCGCUAGCAGGUUGCAAGCUAGCAGUCAAAAGAUGCAUCAGCGAUUGUUCUGCCCGACUUUGUUUUGUUGACACAAAUCUGGAUGUUUGCUAAGGCGGGGCUAAUAACAUAUUUAUGUGUGCUGUCAAAUAAGCAGAUACGGUCGGAGCUCAGAGCUUAUUAGCGUGCAUGUGUGAGUGUGCGCUGGAUCGAUAGCGCCUCCGUGUGUGCGUGUGCAUGUGUGUGCGUGUGUGUGUGUGUUGAUGCGUGGUUGCACACUCCGAGUUUGGAGUUGACUAUGGAUCACAGCUUGACGAGCUGCUGAUCUUUAUCGAAAACAAAAGGGCUACUAGCAUGGUAUGUUGUGUUUAGCUAGCUUCGAUAAUAGUCCGAGGUACUUACCUGGCCGCCAUAUUGGAUGGGGCAUACAAGUCAAUGUACUUUCAUAAAGAACAUUUUUGUCAACAAACCCUCUUGUUUAUACGUUCCCACGUGCAUCCAUGGACUUGGGAAACUGGCACCAAACGCAAUUCCGAUCAGGUGGUAGUAUUCCCAAGUAUGUUAAACAAUGUUAACGUUGACUUGUAUUAAUUUAAAAAAAAAUGACAUGACUACCACCAGGAAUACCAGGACAUGGAUACUAGUACAUGACUACUACCAGGAAUACCAUGACAUGACUACUAGUACAUGACUACUACCAGGAAUACCAUGACAUGACUACUAGUACAUGACCACUACCAGGAAUACCAUGACAUGACUACUACCAGGAAUACCAUGAAAUGACUACUAGUACAUGACCACUACCAGGAAUACCAUGACAUGACUACUAGUACAUGACCACUACCAGGAAUACCAUGACAUGACUACUAGUACAUGACCACUACCAGGAAUACCAUGACAUGACUACUACCAGGAAUACCAUGAAAUGACUACGAGUACAUGACCACUACCAGGAAUACCAUGACAUGACUACUACCAGGAAUACCAUGAAAUCACUACUAGUACAUGACCACUACCAGGAAUACCAUGAAAUGACUACUAGUACAUGACCACUACCAGGAAUACCAUGACAUGACUACUAGUACAUGACCACUACCAGGAAUACCAUGACAUGACUACUACCAGGAAUACCAUGAAAUGACUACGAGUACAUGACCACUACCAGGAAUACCAUGACAUGACUACUACCAGGAAUACCAUGACAUGACUACUAGUACAUGACCACUACCAGGAAUACCAUGACAUGACUACUACCAGGAAUACCAUGAAAUGACUACGAGUACAUGACCACUACCAGGAAUACCAUGACAUGACUACCACCAGGAAUACCACGACAUGACUACUAUUGUAUUAAUUUACAGCCAUCCAAUAUGGCGGCGACGUUGACAUGCGGCGUCUAUGUCGAUGGUUUAUACAUAUAGCUACGGUCAUAACAAUCCGUAGUCAUCAUCAUCGCGACUCCCAUGAUGCAAUGUUUCGUAACCGACAUGGCUUCCAUGAGUUCCACAUCGGCCAUGCUGGAACCCACUACACACGCAGACCAUGAACAGUACAAGAAUCAGCAUUUAUGAUUUAUGACAAUAUCAAUGGUGUCUUACCUUUGCCGUUGUCUCCAGCGGCUUGGUUUCGUACCGACGACAAACAAAGUGCGAGUCCAUCCUUUGGGCUUGGGGGUGGUUGUGUGGGGUGGCGGUUUCUACCAGAAACCAUGACCCAUGACGCAGGAACUCCCUGUGAUGACAACUUCCUGUCGCGUCUUUCCACUCGAUUUCCGCUCAACUAAUCAAUCUGAAACUCACAAGCGGAAAUCGAAUUUAUUUUGGUUGAAAAAUUCCGAAUGAGAUGUCAAUCAUUCAGAUGUGACGUUGUGUUGAUGAAUCGUAAUGAAAUACCACGACAUUACGACUACCACGUGACUACCACCACCAGAGGGGGAGAAGCCGCCAACUGUGGCCCAGAAAGGUGCACUGUCUCUGGGUACAUGCUACGAAAAGCCCCUAUAAGUCCAUGGAGGUCAAAGGCACACUUUUAGCACAUCAGCUGCUGGUCAUGUUAGCGUGCGCUUCCCCUCAUCGUGCAGCGUUUUGGUACAUCGUAUCGUUCCGUAUGAUCUAAUCGGUCACAUAUUUAACAUGUAUAUUGUGAGUAUGAAAGUGUAUGAAAGUGUCGCCACCCCACCCGGGCCGCAUGACGUCCAUUAGUGAGCGCCCCACGCUCCAUUGGCGUCCUUCAGGCUGUACACGUUUUGUGAAACAUUAGCUCAUUACAUGCUCAGCUAGAGCGCGUUCAUGCUCAGCACCGGAAGUAAACUCACCUUUUCAUCCAUUCGGUGACAACAAUCCGCAUUAUUCCGCCGACCAGGAGGCCAAAUUAGCCUUUUUGUUGCGCUCGAUUGCACUUCUUUGAGCGCGUUUAGCAACGUGGACUUUAAUGAGCUUCAAAGCGAGAUCCUUGUAGCUAGUGCAUUGGCGGCCAUUUGCUGCUGAGGGUGGUUUGAACUCUGACCCUUGAAGUGGGCGGUGCCAAAUCAACCAGGCCUUAGCUGCUAACCACUUAGCCACGUUCCAUGAUGCGAAAUUUUCAAAAUUGUCAUGUGAUCAUUAAUGUGCCGUCAGAGCCAAUCGGGCUCCUUUUCACACGGCUUGAAGUCAAAGGGCUCCACCUCUUUCUUAUAGGGGUGCACAAGAAGGACACAUAGGACGUAGGAAAGGAGACAAGGUGUCCAAAACACGACUCUUAUCGGAAGAUUGUACCGAGCAGUUAUUUUUUUUAAAGUGCCUUAGCGGGAAUGCUAACUGCUCUUGUGUGUUUGUUUGGCUCUGAGCUCCUUCAACGUCGUCAUUAUUAUGCGGUGCGUUUGUGGGCGUGGGUGUGGGUGUGGGUUUUCGGUUUUUGGUUGGGGGUUUAUUCCCGAAAUGGCACAAGACAGUGAGAGUCGAACAAACAAGCUUCCAAAGACUCGGUGGACUAUUUUCACUUUCAAUUUUUCUAAAAUCGCUUUAAUUUUUUUGUAUAUAAACGCUUUAGUGGUGUUUUUUUUUUUUUUUUUUUUGGUCUGUGGGCAUGGUUUUGCAAAACACCGCCAACAUUGGACACUAGGGGGGGCAAAAGAACGCCUGCCGCUUGUUUUUCCUGUUUGUGUUGUUUUCCUGUGACGUGUGGCUUGGUUGUUUGUAAAUACGGAAAUCUAUAUAUGGAACUAUACAGUAUAUACACUAAUGUACAUAAUAUGCCUGUUUAAUAGCUGAUAUCUACAAUGACUACCCGUCCCCGACCCCGACCCCCCCCUGUCUUCCCACCCUGGACAGCGCCCCCUGUAGAGUAGCGAUGCUAUUCAUUUCUCAUGUUUGUGCUUCGAUGGUGCCAUAUUCUUUCAGGAUGGAAAUGAUAACAGAAAUAAAAAUGUUUGAAAUCUGUUUUUUAUUAUUUAU